AUGUCAUUUCACUCAGCAAGAUCACUACCAUUCUUGGCCUCACUACUGCUACUACUAGUGGCAGGCUCUGAUGCUGGCGGCAUUGCUAUUUACUGGGGUCAAAAUGGCGGUGAGGGCACAUUGGCGGAGACAUGCUCAAGUGGGAACUAUGAUUAUGUGAACCUAGCGUUUCUUUCAACAUUUGGUAACGGCCAAACGCCCAUGAUCAAUCUUGCUGGUCAUUGUGAUCCGUACAGCAGCGGGUGCACCAAUUUAACAUCGGAUAUCGAAUCAUGUCAAGCUAAAGGAAUCAAGGUGAUGCUCACAAUUGGAGGAGCAGCUGGGAGCUAUUACCUCACUUCUGCUGCAGAUGCUGAACAAGUUGCCAAUUACCUAUGGAAUAACUUCUUAGGUGGGAAAUCAACCACUCGUCCUCUUGGCGACGCUGUGUUGGAUGGAAUUGACUUUGAUAUCGAAGGAGGAACUACACAACAUUGGGAUGAUCUUGCCAGGUACCUUUCUGGAUACAGCAAUCAAGGUAAGAAGGUAUACUUGACAGCAGCACCCCAGUGUCCCUUCCCAGAUGCAUAUAUUGGAGUUGCACUUCAAACGGGCCUUUUCGACUAUGUUUGGGUUCAGUUUUAUAACAACCCUCCUUGCCAAUACUCUGGAGGUGUUACCAAUCUUGAAGAUUCAUGGAAGCAAUGGACUUCUGACAUACCAGCAACCAAGAUUUUMUUGGGGCUACCUGCAGCACCUGCAGCUGCAGGAAGUGGAUACAUCCCUGUUGGUGAUCUAACAUCUCAAGUUCUUCCAGCAAUCAAAGGUUCUGCAAAGUAUGGAGGUGUUAUGUUGUGGUCUAAAUACUAUGAUGAUCAGACUGGAUAUAGUUCUUCCAUCAAAAGCCAUGUGUAG
Molecule: messenger RNA, 894 nt
Organism: Cynara cardunculus var. scolymus (artichoke)
Lineage: Eukaryota; Viridiplantae; Streptophyta; Magnoliopsida; Asterales; Asteraceae
Product: hevamine-A-like
Exons: 3
Coding region: 1-894 (297 amino acids)
Biological process (GO): carbohydrate metabolic process
Cellular component (GO): extracellular region
Molecular function (GO): chitinase activity
Source: RefSeq, a predicted model, not a curated record